GAGGGAUUUACGCAAACAAAAUACAUUGUGGAUAACACAAAACGCAAAUUUUGAGGUUAUGUAAAAAAUGAAAAUUUGCCUAAUGUUAUCUGGCACACCGAGAUGUCAAUUCUGGAAUACUCAAACCACCUCUCUUCGUUGCCCCAUUUUAACUGCGAAGACGCAUCCCUGGAAAACUAUUUCUGCAAACACUGCAACUUCCAAACAGACUUAGCCGUUCUUUUCAAACAACACAGCAACCAAAAAAAUCCAACCAAAAAGUACACUUGUGGAAAAUGCUCUUUCGAAACCCACUUCUCGCUGACGUGGCUUCAACACACCACACAAUGUUCGAAAAAUGUCUUGAAAACCAACCAAGACGAAAUAAUUUGGCAUCAGUGUGACUCGUGUUCAUACCGAGGCAAAGAAAAGCGUCACUUGGGAAAUCACACAAUCGUCCACCAUUUCAACGACCAAGACAUCAAGUGGUACGAAUGCGAGCAGUGCACCUACAGAACUAAGCACCGAGAGCGGCUCAAAACCCACAUAAUCACGCACCACUUGGACGACCACGAUAUUAAAUGGCACGAGUGCCAGAAAUGUCCAUACAAAGCUAAACUAAAAUCGACUUUGAAAGUCCACGUAAUCGCGCAUCACCUAGACGAGGAAAACAUUAAAUGGUACGAAUGCCAAAAGUGCCAAUUCCGAACCAAGACCAGUUCGAAUUUAAAGCAGCACGUCAAUGCGCGCCACGAGCAGGAUGGUAAAUGGUAUGAAUGUGACAAAUGCCCGUAUAAAGCUAAAUACAAACACUAUUUGAAAAGUCACGUGAUUACGCACCAUUUGGACGAGCGUGAGAUUAAGUGGUACGAAUGCGACAAGUGCCCGUUUAAAGCUAAGCAUAGCUGCGGUUUGAAGAGUCACGUGAGCGCGCACCAUUUCCACGGGAAAGUCGUCAAGUGGCAUGAAUGUAAGCAGUGUCCGUACAAAACUAAGUACAAAAGUCAUUUGAAAAUGCACGAGAAUACGCAGCAUGUGGACGAUGAGGUGCUUAAAUGGUACGAGUGUGGACAGUGUCCGUAUAAAGCUAAACAGAAUUCGCAUUUGAAAAGACACGUAAAUACGCACCAUUUGGACGAACUGGAAGUCAAGUGGUACGAAUGCCAGCAGUGCUCGUACAGAUCCAAGCAAAAAGGCAAUUUAAAGCAACACGUGAAUUCGCUGCAUUCGAAUGGGCAGAAUGUCGAAUGGUAUGAGUGCAAAGAGUGUCCAUACAGAGCUAAAUAUCGCUGUAAUUUAAAAAGACAUGUGGUAGCGCGGCAUCUGGACAAACAAGAAAGCAACUAGAACUCACUUUUCCAUUUUUUAUCCAAUUUUAAGACGUAAUGAGGGUAAUAAUUAAAAUAAAAAUAAAAAGUGAGGUUAUGUUUGAUAUUGACACUUGUGAUAAUAAAGUUUAUUUUGUUAUUUAA
Zophobas morio is the source of this 1451-nucleotide messenger RNA. RefSeq names its product zinc finger Y-chromosomal protein-like. Gene Ontology annotation, molecular function: DNA-binding transcription factor activity, RNA polymerase II-specific; RNA polymerase II transcription regulatory region sequence-specific DNA binding. The record is from RefSeq and is a predicted model, not a curated record. Lineage: Eukaryota; Metazoa; Arthropoda; Insecta; Coleoptera; Tenebrionidae. Gene Ontology annotation, biological process: regulation of transcription by RNA polymerase II. The coding region runs from base 103 to 1326 and encodes 407 amino acids. The transcript is spliced from 2 exons.